UGCUACUGCUUUAGCGCCAUGACCACCCAACUGUCAAUUUGAAAUGCAAGAAUGCAAAUCCGCAAUUGAAAUGCACUCAAAGAAGCCGUACAAAGCAAUUUAUCACACUUGGCCACAAAAUCACACGAUAAGUGUCAAAUAAGCAUAUAAAUUUCGAAAUUAUUACAAAAAGGAUUGUUGUAAUCUUUUUGCCGCAUUAAAAUGUGCUUUUCUAUUUAUUGGGUUAUCAAGGAAAGGGCUGCCUCAAAGUUAAUGUGAAAUACCAUAAGUGAUGAUGUGCCACAUUUUGUUGCAACGAUUUUCAAGUAAAUUUAAAGUGCGACCAAAAUUAAUACAAAUAAAAAUCAUAUGGACGAGCCAUAUAUACACGGAAAUUACUGAGGGCAUUACAUUUGGAAAAUAAAUAAUAAUAAUAAUAAAUUUUGAAAAGUUUACUCUGCAAACCUUUGCAAUGCCAUUGUCGGAAAAAGUGCAAAUACAAUACUAUACAACCGCUUAUAUAUAAAUUGUUAAAUAAGUGCAAGAUUACUAUAAUUAUUUAAUACAAAUAUAAGUCGCUAAAUUAAUGACUUUUUGAAGUCAAAUGUAAAAUAUUUGCUGCAUUUUUAUGUAAAAUCCAAAGGCAGCAUUGCUUUAAUAUUUAUUAUAUAAAUACUCAAGAAAUUUUCGCUCCAAUAUCGUUGUGUGUGCAACAAAAUGCGUACAGUGUUUAAACAAUUGAAUCAACAAAGAUUUCUAGUCAUUUUCGUCAUUCAUUUGUAUUUGUUGGAAAAAUCAAUAUUGAUGUGCAAUUGUGUUCAUGGUUUAAGAAAUACCACUGAAAGCGCAGAAUUAGUAACCGGCAUCGAGUCAAGUUUAUCAUUGCCAGAUAUUCUACCAAUACCAUCGAAAAAUUACGAUAAAAAUCGUGCCCCGAAACUACUUGGACAGCCCACUGUUGUCUACUUCCAUGUGACAGUGUUAUCAUUGGAUUCCAUUAAUGAAGAAUCGAUGACAUAUGUCACAGACGUAUUCCUAGCACAAAGUUGGCGUGAUCCGCGUCUACGACUGCCAGAGAACAUGAGUGAACAGUAUCGUAUAUUGGAUGUCGAUUGGUUGCAUAGCAUUUGGCGUCCCGAUUGCUUCUUCAAGAAUGCCAAAAAAGUCACCUUCCACGAGAUGAGCAUACCAAAUCAUUAUCUAUGGCUGUACCAUGAUAAAACCUUGCUCUACAUGUCAAAACUAACUUUGGUGCUAUCUUGUGCCAUGAAAUUCGAGUCCUAUCCGCAUGACACACAAAUCUGUUCCAUGAUGAUUGAGAGUUUAUCACACACAGUUGAGGAUUUGGUAUUUAUCUGGAAUAUGACCGAUCCGUUGGUGGUUAAUAGCGAAAUUGAGUUGCCGCAAUUGGAUAUAUCAAAUAAUUAUACAACCGAUUGCACUAUCGAAUACUCAACAGGCAACUUCACUUGUCUGGCUAUUGUUUUCAAUCUGCGUCGACGUCUUGGCUAUCACCUCUUUCACACCUACAUUCCGUCUGCGUUAAUCGUGGUCAUGUCAUGGAUUUCUUUUUGGAUUAAACCCGAAGCGAUACCGGCACGCGUCACACUGGGCGUCACAUCGCUACUCACACUCGCCACACAAAACACACAAUCACAACAAUCGCUGCCACCGGUAUCCUAUGUAAAGGCCAUCGAUGUGUGGAUGUCAUCGUGUUCGGUAUUUGUAUUCCUAUCGUUAAUGGAGUUCGCUGUGGUGAACAACUACAUGGGCCCGGUGGCGACGAAAGCCAUGAAGGGAUACUCGGACGAGAACAUACACGAUUUGAGUGAUAUGAAGGUGAGAAAGAAUCACCAUCGUGAAUCCAUCAUUGAGCCGCAGUAUGACACAUUCUGCCAUGGACAUGCCACAGCGAUUUAUAUUGAUAAAUUCUCACGUUUCUUUUUUCCAUUCUCAUUUUUUAUACUGAACAUUGUGUAUUGGACAACAUUUCUCUAGUAGUUAGUGUUUAAAAUAAUCGCUAAAAAUUGUUAUUGUUUCAAAUACAUAAAUAUGCACGUUUGGCAUAUGAAAAGUUUUCUAAAAGAAUUUUUUAAAAGAUAUUUUUGUAUAAAUCAAAUGAAGUAGUGGAUUAGGUAUGGGGCAAGUGGAAUAGCUGAUGUUUUUUUAACAGUUUUUGGAGUUGCUGCAGUGUUAACCAAUCUAAG
Molecule: messenger RNA, 2186 nt
Organism: Anastrepha ludens (Mexican fruit fly)
Lineage: Eukaryota; Metazoa; Arthropoda; Insecta; Diptera; Tephritidae
Gene: HisCl1
Product: glycine receptor subunit alpha-2
Exons: 8
Coding region: 697-1977 (426 amino acids)
Biological process (GO): nervous system process; chloride transmembrane transport; signal transduction
Cellular component (GO): membrane; synapse; neuron projection
Molecular function (GO): extracellular ligand-gated monoatomic ion channel activity; chloride channel activity; neurotransmitter receptor activity
Source: RefSeq, a predicted model, not a curated record